AUGGCCUCCAACAACCCCGACUCGAGCGCAAACCAGUCUGCGGUCUCAGAGGAUCCCAAGACCGACGUCAACGCGGCCGUGGAGGAGCUUCUGAACACAAUCUCCAACAAGUUCGCCGGCGUGUCGAGUGAGAUCUUUGCAAAGAUGGAUGAAAUGUCUCGUCGCCUGGACAACCUAGAAGCUGCUCUUCUAGCUAACAAGGAGAAGGAUGCUGGCCCGUCCAAGUCGUCAUGA
Colletotrichum orchidophilum is the source of this 234-nucleotide messenger RNA. RefSeq names its product heat shock factor binding protein 1. Gene Ontology annotation, biological process: cellular heat acclimation. The coding region runs from base 1 to 234 and encodes 77 amino acids. Lineage: Eukaryota; Fungi; Ascomycota; Sordariomycetes; Glomerellales; Glomerellaceae. The record is from RefSeq and is a predicted model, not a curated record. The transcript has 3 exons. Gene Ontology annotation, molecular function: transcription corepressor activity. Gene Ontology annotation, cellular component: cytosol; nucleus.